GUGAUCAGUUGUUUCUUCCCAGGUUUCUUCUUGUAUUCCCAAACUACCAUUGAAAGGUCAUAACCGCAAAGGAAAGAAAUGAGAAUACAGUAAAUAUGGCUCAUGCAAGUGUGGCUUCUCUUACGAGAACAAUAGAAUCUCUCUUGACAUCCAAUUCACCGAUGCAAUCUCUAAUCUUUGAUUGCAGAGAAGAACUUUGCGCUCUUCAUGAAAAAGUUACUUCCCUGGAAGUAUUUCUCAAGAACUUUGAGAAAAACAAUGUUUUUGGAGAAAUGACGGAUUUUGAAGUAGAGGUAAAAGAAGUUGCAAGUGCUGUUGAAUACACAAUUCAACUGAGACUAACAAAAGCUGUACUGGGAGAAAAUAAAAGCAUCAUAGGAAUCAUCGGCUCAAGAUUUUUCAAGGGAAUCUCGAAUAUAUGGACACGCCAAAAGUUUCGUAAAAGCCUUCAACAAUUGGCAAAGGACAUUGAUCAUGUCUGGAAAGAGUCAACAAAGAUUCAAGAUAAAGGCAAACAAGUAUCAAAGGAAUCAUUGGUUCAUGAGUUUUCAAGUUCAACAAACGAUAUUCUGAAUGUUAACAAUAAUAUGGUUGGACGUGAUGAUCAAAGGAAACGGUUGGUAGAAUAUCUGACAGGAAACUACUCUGGUGAACCCAAAGUUAUACCGAUUGUUGGGAUGGGAGGCAUAGGUAAAACAACCUUAGCGAAAGAAGUUUACAAUCAUGAAUCAAUUCUAUGCCGUUUUGAUGUUCGUGCGUGGGCUACUGUAUCUCAACAGCACAAUAUAAAGGAAAUUUUGCUGAGCCUUCUGCAAUCGACGAUCGAAAUGAAUGACACAGUUAAGACGAAAGGUCAAGUAGAGCUAGAAGACAUGUUGCAGAAAAGUUUAAAGAGAAAGAGGUACUUAAUUGUCUUGGAUGAUAUCUGGAGUUGUAAAGUGUGGGAUGGCGCGAGACAAUGCUUUCCAACUGAAGACAAUGCAGGGAGUCGAAUACUGUUGACUACCCGUAACAAUGAAGUAUCUUGUUAUGCUGAUACAGAGAAUGUUUCUUUACGGAUGAUUCGGAUCGUGACAAUGAGCUUCAUGGAUCAAGAUGAGAGUUGGAGUCUUUUCAAAAGUGCAGCAUUACCAAGUGAAGCAUUACCAUUUGAGUUUGAGACUACUGGGCAGGAAAUCGCAGAGAAAUGUCAAGGGUUACCAGUAAUUAUAGUCGUGGCUGCUGGACUUCUCAAAUCUAAAAAGGCAAUAGAAGACUGGGAAAAUAUUGCGAAAGAUGUCAAGUCAUUUGUCACAAAUGAUCCUGACGAACUAUGUUCACAUAUGCUUGGGUUGAGUUACAAUCACAUGACUAGAGAUCUAAAAGCUUGUCUUCUGCAUUUCGGGUUUUUUCCAGAAGACAGUGAGAUACCAGCGAAGAAAUUGAUGAGAUCAUGGAUAGCUGAGGGGUUCCUACAGUUGGAAAAUGAUUUGGAAGGAGAGGCUGAGAAGUGUUUGCAAGAGCUUGUCGAUAGAUGUCUAGUCCUCAUCAGCAAGAAAAGUCGAGAUGGAACAAAAAUUAGAUCAUGUAAUAAGGUUCAUGAUCUAAUAUAUGACCUGUGCGUGAGAGAAAUUCAAAGGGAGAACAUUUUUAUCAUGAACGACUUUGUUCUUGAAUACUCAGAUUCAAAACGGCGAUAUCUCAGUAUGCAAAAAAUGCAGCCCUUUAAAUGCGUGACUGGUGAUAAAAUUGAUUAUUGUCCCUAUGGUCUUUAUAGGGCUCUUCUUACCCCUGUACAUCAUCAUGACAACAACGAUCUUUUGAAACAAACCUGUUAUGGAAUCUGCAUACCUCCAGUGCAAACUUGGGGAUUAAUGCAAUUAAGGCAUCUCAAACUGCCCGAAUUUUAUCUGCCAAAUCCCCCAAGCGAGGUUAUUAUGGGGAUUCAGAAUGUCAAAGAAUUAGGAAUCCGUGGAUAUGGGAUUUACUCUAAUGGGCAUCUCAACAAUCUUGUCCAUCUGCAGCAACUUGAAACAUUGAGUCUUAUAUAUUGUUUUAGUGGAUUUUUUCCAACAAUGAUCAAGAAGCUGAAGAUGGAAAGAACUUUGCUAAGUUGGUCAAACAUGGACAUCAUAGCUGAGUUGCCUAACCUUGAGGUGCUGAAGCUGAUGUGUAAUGCUUGUUAUGGCGAAGAAUGGCAUCCAAAUGUCAGGGGAUUUACUCGAUUGAAGCUUUUGUUAAUUGAAGAUAGUCCUCUCAAGUACUGGAAAGCCACAAAUGACAAUUUUCCUGUCCUUGAGCUCCUUGUGCUUAAAGAAUGCAGGUAUUUGAAAGAGAUACCCACUGAGUUUGCAGAAAUCCAUACACUACAACUGAUUGAGUUAACAAGGUGUCUUCCCGAACUUGGGGAAUCUGCUGCAAGAAUUCAAGAAGAACAACAAGACCUCGGAAACAACCCCGUCAAUCCAUGUAAUGCAGAACAUUUUCCAACAAUGCUCAAGAAGUUAAAACUGGUCGGAACUCGUCUAGCAUGGGAGGACUUGAACAUCAUAGGUAAGUGGCCUAACCUUGAGGUGCUGAAGCUGAAACCUGAUGCUUGCCGUGGAACAGAAUGGUAUCAAAUUGAAGCCACAAAUGAUCAUUUUCCUGCUCCCAAGCAUCUGGUGAUCAGACAUUCCCUUCAUUUGCAGGAGAUCCCUAUUGAGUUUGCAGAUAUUUACUCGCUACAACUAAUCGAGUUACAGAACUGUAGUGCAAAACCCGUGGCUUCUGCUAGAAGAGUUCAAGAAGAUCAAGAAUCCUUGGGAAGCAAAGCUGGGAAUGUUCGUUCUUACAACGAUCCAGCUGAAUGUGAACUUAGACGAAGUGAUUCUGAUUCCAACUGA
Molecule: messenger RNA, 2864 nt
Organism: Capsicum annuum
Lineage: Eukaryota; Viridiplantae; Streptophyta; Magnoliopsida; Solanales; Solanaceae
Product: putative late blight resistance protein homolog R1A-4
Exons: 8
Coding region: 96-2864 (922 amino acids)
Biological process (GO): protein folding
Molecular function (GO): ADP binding; alpha-tubulin binding
Source: RefSeq, a predicted model, not a curated record